Molecule: messenger RNA, 1308 nt
Organism: Mya arenaria
Lineage: Eukaryota; Metazoa; Mollusca; Bivalvia; Myida; Myidae
Product: serine/arginine repetitive matrix protein 2-like
Exons: 2
Coding region: 1-1308 (435 amino acids)
Source: RefSeq, a predicted model, not a curated record
AUGCCAGUGACAGGCCCAGCUGUCAGGGACAAGCCAAAAAGAUGCCAGGAACAAGCCCAGCUGUCAGGGACAAGUCCAGCUGUCAAGGACAAGCCAAGAAGAUGCCAGGAACAAGUCCAGCUGUCAAGGACAAGCCAAGAAGAUGUCAGGGACAGGCCCAGCUGUCAGGGACAAGCCAAACCGGUGCCAGGAACAAGCCCAGCUGUCAGGGACAAGCCAAGAAGGUGCCAGGAACAAGCCCAGCUGUCAGGGACAAGUCCAGCUGUCAAGGACAAGCCAAGAAGAUGCCAGGGAAAGGCCCCGCUGUCAGGGACAAGCCAAAAAGAUGCCAGGGACAAGCCCAGCUGGACAAGCCAAAACGAUGCCAGGGACAAGCCCAGCUGUCAGAGACAAGCCAAGAAGAUGCCAGGGACAAGCCCAGUUGUCAGGGACAAGUCCAGCUGUCAGGGACAAGUCAAGAAGAUGCCAGGGAAAGGCCCCGCUGUCAGGGACAAGCCAAAAAGAUGCCAGGGACAAGCCCAGCUGUCAGGGACAAGUCCAGCUGUCAAGGACAAGCCCCGCUGUCAAGGACAAGCCCCGUUGUCAGGGACAAGCCAAGAAUGUGCCAGGAACAAGCCCAGCUGUCAGGGACAAGUCCAGCUGUCAAGGACAAGCCAAGAAGAUGCCAGGGACAAGCCCCGCUGUCAGGGACAAGCCAAGAAGGUGCCAGGAACAAGUCCAGCUGUCAGGGACAAGCCAAGAAGGUGCCAGGAACAAGCCCAGCUGUCAGGGACAAGUCCAGCUGUCAGGGACAAGCCAAAAGAUGCCAGGGACAAGCCCCGAUGUCAGGGACAAGCCAAGAAGGUGCCAGGGACAAGCCCAGCUGUCAGGGUCAAGUACAGCUGUCAGGGACAAGCCAAUAAGGUGCCAGGGACAAGCCCAGCUGUCAGGGACAAGCCAAGAAGGUGCCAGGAACAAGCCCAGCUGUCAGGGACAAGCCAAGAAGAUGCCAGGGACAAGCCUCGCUGUCAGGGACAAGCCAAGAAGAUGCAAGGGACAAGCCCAGCUGUCAGGGACAAGUCCAGCUGCCAGAAACAAGCACAGCCGCCAGGGACAAGCCAAGAAGAUGCCAGGGACAAGACCAGCUGUCAGGGACAAUCCAAGAAGAUACCAGGGACAAGCCCAGCUGUCAGGGACAAGUCCAGCUGCCAGGAACAAGCACAGCUGCCAGGGACAAGCCAAGAAGAUGCCAGGGACGAGCAAAGCUGCCAGGGAGAAGCCCGGCUGUCUGGGACAAGCCCAGCUGCCAGGGACAAGCUAAGCUGCUAG